GGAGCGCGCGCCCCUACCCUGCGGCUCCCGGCUGAGAGCAUCGGCCCGGGUUCCUGCACCUCGUCCUCGCUGCUCGCUUUCCACCGCGGCCUGGCGGUUCCAACCCGAGAGGCGUGAACCCUGAGGACAGGGAGGACACCCAGUGAAAUGCAUUCCUGACCUGAUUGGACCAGAGAAACAAAAAAAGAAGUAUCCAGAUCUCUCAGCCCUGUUGUGCAGGUGGAUGUCACAUUCAAACGCUGAAGAUGGCAGCCACUGACCUGUCCUCAAUAUGGGCUCUGCCUGCACAGGACCCUGCCUGUUUCUGUAUGAAAAAUACUAAGGGGGAAAAGAUAGCACCAGGAUUCCCAGCAACUUGGUUACAGGGACCAAUGUCUUUUAAAGAUGUGGCUGUGGAGUUCACCCAGGAGGAGUGGAUGAUGCUGGACUCUGCUCAGAGAAGUAUGUACAGAGAUGUGAUGCUGGAAAACUAUAUAAAUCUCACCUUAGUGGAAUAUCAAUUAUGCAAGCCUGUGAUCUCACUGUUGGGUCAAGAAGACAUAAGAACUAUGAAAAGCAGAAUUCCCCAAGGCACCUGUCCAGACUGGGAGAUUCAAUUGAAAACCAAAGAGUCAACUUCUAAUCAGAAUAUUUUGGGUGAAAAAUCAUCUGGUGGCAUGAAAAUAAUAAGAUUCACAAUGGAUGAUUGGUCUUGUACAUUAAAAGAAGACUGGGAAUGCAGUAGAAUCAGAAAACAGCACAAGAUCCCAGAGGGAAUUUUGAGGCAAGUGACAUUUACUCAAAAGAAAACAGCAUCUCAGGAGAGAUUCUUUGACUAUUAUGAAUUAGAGGAAAACUCUAAACUUAGAUCAGCACUUGUUUUUUCAAGGAGAGUUUCCACCAGUAAACAUUGCCAUAAAUGUUACUUAAAUAUUGAGUGUUUGAAGCAUAAUCCAAUCCUAAACAAUUAUGAAAAUAUCUCUGUAAGUGAGAGAGUCUGUGAAAGUCACAAAUAUGACAGAACUCGGUGGCAUCUUGAAAGAACUCAGAUAGCACAGAAAGUGUACACAUAUUGCAAAUGUGAUACACACUUCAAACAUAAUAAUAUGCUACCUAUAUGCAACAAUUUUCACAUGGUGGAGAAUUCCUAUGAAUGUAAUAAAAACAAUAUCUUUUGUUAUCAUUCAUCCCUUGAACAACAGGAGCAAACUCCUACUGAAGAGAAACAUGAAUGUAAUCAGUGUGGAAAAACUUUCAAAAGGAUUUCUAAUCUUAUUUUGCACAAGAGAAGUCACAUGAGUGAGAAACAAUAUGAAUGUAAAGAAUGUGGGAAAGUCUUCAAUGAUUCCUCAACCCUAAGGAGACAUGUAAGAACUCACACUGGUGAGAAACCUUAUGAAUGUAAUCAGUGUGGAAAAGCUUUCAGUCAAAAAACAUCUCUUAAGGUUCAUGUGAGAACUCACACUGGAGAGAAGCCUUAUGAGUGUAAUCAUUGUGGAAAAUCCUUUGGUACAAGUUCUUACCUUAUAGUGCACAAGAGAAUACACAGUGGGGAGAAACGCUAUGAAUGUGAUGACUGUGGAAAAGCCUUCAACACAAGCUCUCACCUUAAAGUUCACAAGAAAAUACACACUGGAGAGAAUCUUUAUGAUUGCACUGACUGUGGGAAGGUUUUUAGUGGUCUCUCAUCUCUUAGAAUGCAUGUGAGAACUCAUACAGGGGAGAAACCCUACGAAUGUAAGGAAUGCAGGAAAACCUUCAGUGUUUCCUCUUCUCUUAGAAGACAUGUGAGAACUCACACUGGAGAGAAACCCUAUGAAUGUAUUCAGUGUGGAAAAACCUUCAGUCAGAGUUCUUCACUUAUUAUACAUAAGAGAAUUCAUACUGGAAGAGAAACCCUGUAACAGUAAAGAAUGUGAGGUUGCCUUUUUCAUUGUCUUAAGGUGGAUUUCAAGGUCAUUGUUUCAGUGUUUGUUCUUUACAAUAAGCAUUUGAGGCUAUCAAUAGUACUAUAAACACACCUUUAGCUAUAUAACACGUUUUGGUCUAUGAUAAUUUGUUUUGUUUUAAAUCUAAGUGUUGUCUAAUAUUUACUAUGACAUUAAAUCUUUUUUGAUCCAUAACUUUAAAAUUAUGUAUUUUUAAUGUUUGCAGUUACCUUAUUGAUUUUUAAGUUAACUGUAUUUAAGUUCAAAGUAUCUGAACUACAUGAUACUACUUUACUAGCAUUUUUCUGAGAGUUGCUUUCUGGUCUGGUGUGACAGAUAUUGCUAGUAGCCAAAUGAAUAUUCAGUUCAUCCCUCCCUACUGGCAAUCCUGUUUUAGGUUAUAAUAUCAAUGUGUCUAAUUACAGAACUCUUUUCAGCUGCUUUGCUGCCAUGUGGAUCCAUUCCCCUCAUUCCUGAUGAAUCAAAUAUAGACAGUAUUACUGGGGACAGAUCUAUCUAGUGUUUUCUCUUUGCCUUUUGCACUUUGUCAUUCUAUCUUCCCUAGUCUUCUCCCUUUGGAUUUUGCACUCAUAGAGCUGAAUGAGCCAUCUUGUGACGCAGGAGGAUGACAAGCCUGGAAUAAAUAAGGAUGAUGUCAGAGAGAUCCUGGUUUCACAAAGAUAUCUUCAAACAGUUGUGCCUGCACUACACUGCUUGUAUUUGGGCAUAUUUUUAUGAGAAAAAUAAGCUUAUUGGAAUAGAGUCAAUACAGUAACCUUGUUUUUAAAAAAGGCAAAGGUCACAAGGUUUGUAGAGUUAAAUAUUUUAUGCAGACUGUACAAAUUUGGAUAAGAACAUAGAAAAGGGAGGAAUGGAAGUGAUAUGUUGAUAGAACUUUUGGGCUUAGUGUAGAGUGGAUGGAGCUGAGGUCAUUGAAAGCAGGUGUCAGAGAGGCAGGAAGGAAAUCCCAACAUUUCAGCAUGAGAAAACCAGUGAGUCUUCAAGUAAAGGGGACGUUACCAAUUUUAAAUGCUGAAUGAACCCUUGAGAUUUGCUACUUGGCCUUACAGAUACUGACCAGAGUAGCUCCAAUUUAUUAAGAAAAUACAGAAAGAGGAACUUAUGGUGGAAGAAAAAAAGCAGUAGUCACAAUUUUAGCCUUGCUCACAUUAUAUGAGACAUUAGAUUUGCAGGCUUAUAUGUUGUUCUGGACCUGAGGAGAUGUCUAGGAUGGAGAUAUAAUUUUAGCAACAUCAGGAGAUAGACUGGGUAAUGGGUUUUGUGGAGGUGACUAAAAUUGCACAGGGAAAAUAGAUGGUGUGAAAAGAGAAUGUCUACCACUAACCAUGGAGACCUAUAUCUAAAGUAAGUAAAACUAGAGUUUUACUAAACCAGGACAAAUUAGUGUUUGAAGAAGGAAGGUAAAAUCGGUUGUUUAAAUGCUACUAUGAGGUUAAAUAGAUGAAUUCUUAAACAACAACAACAACAUAGCAACAUGAAGAUUAUUGUUGAUUGUAAAUACUGAAUGGUAUGUUGAGGAUGGGUGGUAGAUUGGGAUGAAUUUAAUGAUAAAGGAUGAGGAAGUAAAGAAUAAACAUGGACAAAUUUGGAUAGCAGGAGAAAGAUAGGGAAGUUGAUGAAAAGAGAUUUGGUCAAGGUGUUAUAGCCAAACGUUCCAGGAAGCAAACUCAAUCAGAAGGACAGCGUGGAUAGUGGAGUGCAGUUUAUUUAUUUUUUUAAAGCUUUAUUAAUUUUGGCUGUGCUGGCUCUUAGUUGCAGCACUCAGGAUCUUUUAAUUGUGGCAUGUGGGAUCAGCAUGCAAACUCUUAGUUGUGGAAUGUGGGAUCUAGUUCCCUCACCAGGGAUUGAACCCAGGCCCCCUGCAUUGGGAGCAUGGGGGCUUAGCCUGGACCAUUCCUUCUGGUUCUGGAAAGUCUAGGUAUGGGGUCAGGCUGGCCUGGUUUUUAUCCACCCAGGAGGCCUGCUCGGCUGUUGGCAUUUUAUCUCUAUGGCUUCCCAGGUAUGCAUUCCAAAGUUCACUGAGAGUGUAAGAUGGAGUUCCUUUUCUUUUAAAAAUGGAGUCAGUCCAGUCAGGGCAACCAGCUCCUUUCCUUCUUCAAAUGGAAAAUAUUUUUUAAAUAAUGAAAAACUAGGACAUGUUUAAUUCUUAAUGUCAUGUAUCCAGUAUGGAGGGAUUAAAUGUGCCAGCAUAAGAUGAGGGACUGUCAGUACCAUUAAGUUCUGAGAAGCGGAAAGAGGAAUCUGUGAGCACAGAUAGAAGGAUUGAUGUUUUCUACCAGAAGGGAUACUUCUACCAUUCUCUCAAAAGGAAAGAUUUUAAUUACCUCUUGAUUUACUUAUAUCUAAGAGCUGUCUUAAGAGUAUCUGAGCUGUACAAUACAGCUUGUUUGGUUUCUUAACUACUUUCUGGCCCAGUGUGGCAGAUGACUGCUAAUUGCUAUGUUUCCUCCUUCUCCUUUACUAACAGUAGCCCAGUUUUGCUUAUAGAACAUGUGUCCAGUUACAAAACUCCUUAUCCCAGGCAGGCUCCAUGGCCAAGAUGAGUCAUUCCCCCUGUUCUUGGCCAACAGAAAGAAUAUAGAAAUGAGACUAUAGAUUUCAUGCCAAGAUAAUCUGCUAAGAGUAAAAUGAAUGGAAGACUGGUCAGAGGCUUUAGAGAAGAAGACUAUGUAUGUGAAAGCGAUCCCCCCCCUGCCCCUGCUCCAGUAACCAGUAGGCCUCUCCUGGAGAAGACAGUAAAACAAACAGGAAAGUCUAAGUGAAUGAUGAGAGUCCUGUUGAAUAGAAGAUAACAACAAAGAAGAGAGAAAGUUGUAACUAGCUGGUAUGAGCCUCAAAGAGUUUUUUCGCUUUUGGGGUUUUUGUUUUGUUUUUUACAAGAGGUAGCAAUUGAUUAGAAGCAGCCUAUAGAUACAGAGUACAUGGGAAUAAAUAGCCCUUUGGUGUGAUUGUUGUUGAGUAGGUUUUUUUCCAGGCUUCCCUGGUGGCUCAGUGGUAAAGAACCCACCUGCCAAUGCCAAUGCAGGAGAUGUAAGAGAUGUGGGUUUGAUCCCUGGGUCAGGAAGAUCCCCUGGAAGAGGGUAUGGCAACCCACUCCAUAUUCUUGCCUGGAGAAUAUCCCAUGGACAGAAGAGCCUUGUGGGCUACAGUCCAUGGGUCUCAAAGAGUCAGACACCACUGAAGCAACUUAGCAUGCACACAGAGUUUUUGCCAGGGGGUAGCCAAGUUUGUUAAUGCAAAGAAUUGAAGGGAAUUUGUAGGUAAGUUAUUGAGGAAUAAAGGAGUUUAUUUAUCACUCAGGGAAAUCUCAGAGGGCACCAUGGAAAGUUUCCAGAAGGGCAGGAAUUUGGAGUUUAUGACUGUGGCAUGAGGAAUACAGAAGAUUGUCAUGAUGCCUAUACAGACAAAAUAUCAGAGCUGAGGGUAGGCUGUUACUGGACUGUGACCAAUGAAAACAAAAUUUAUAGGGGCCUAGAUUAAAUCCUAGCAGGUUCUAAGAUGAUGGAUAUUCUAAUAGGAUUCACACGUAGCUUGGAAAUAUCAGGUCGGUUUAUUUCCCUCCUUCAGUUCUUGUCUCAACAAAGAUUUGGAAUGACGGACUAAUUAUAGCUCAAGCAGGAUUUCUAGGCUCCUAUUUCAUCAUAGCAAGGCUUUGAGACAACAGACUGGUUAUAGCUCAAGAAGACAAAUCUUUUAUUUAACAGACAGAGGACAGUACACUUCCUAGAUGUGAGAGCAGGCCAGCCCCGAAGGAUUGGCCACAAGCCCUCUUGGCUUCCCUUUUUAUUCUCCCCAUCUCCUCCUCUUGAUUCUGCCCUGUGCAAAAUAGGGCUUAUAUCCACCACCAGUCAGGAAAGGGAAUGCAAAUAGGCAUACACUCAAGGCCAGUUGAUAGUUGCAGGUUACAUAACAAGACUCUAUUGUGCAUGUCUUUUCCACAACUCAGUCUGCUAUAAUCAGAUGUAUGUAUGUUUAGGAUAUUUAUGAAUCUUUAAUGGGCUCCUAGCUGCCUAAGGUUACUUGAGGACACAGCUGCAUGUGCCGGAGUUGGAGAAGCCCCUGUGGUUAGUUUGUAUCCACUGUGUGCCUGGAGCACAUGUUGCUGUGUUUUAUUUCUAUAGCAUGUCUGUGAGUUCUUCUUGCCAUGCCUGGGGUGGGGAUUAGAAAUCAGCUUGCAUCCUUUUUGGCUAGGACACCCCUUGUUGCUUGCUCAUGCUUAACUUCCUAGCUAACCUUUCUAGGUGGAGCACCUGCAGCCAUGCUAUGGCACCAAAUAUUCCUUUUGUUCAUUAGGUAUUUGCAGCCCUCCAUGGUAUAACAGUAGCAGGCAGCAGUUAGAAAAGAAUCCCAAAUGCAUGUGGUCCUUGCAUGAGGAGAUCUUCUUAAAUGAUGUUUGCAAAGGAGUUGUGGUCUGCUUAAAUGGGGGUUGGGAUUUAUGUACUAGUUUUGGCUCACCAAUAACUUGGUACACCAGCAGCUGUGGACUCAGGCCCAGUCUCACCCAGCAUAUUUCACCUUGGUUUUUUCUUUUUAUAAAAAUUGAGUCAUAGCUUUCAUAUCUUUUUAAAAAGCAUAUCUUUCUAUAUCAGGGCAGGCUGUUUCAUUCUUUCAUUUAUUUCAUUCAAAUAGCUUAGUAUUUGACUAUGUGGAUAUACUAUAAUGUACAUUUAAUCCAUUUUCUCUUCCAGAUAUUUUGUAAUAACAACCAAUACUGCAUGAAUAAGAUUGUUAAUAUAUUUUGCUUUCCUUUCAUCUGUACUUCACACUGCUCCCAGGGUGAUUAGUGUAAGGUACUAAUCUGAUUGUAUUACUUUUCACUUUUAAAUACUCCACUGUCUUUUCCCUUCUUUUUAAUGUUUUACAAGACCUUUUAUGCUCAAACUUUUACCUGUCUUUUCAGGCCACAUCCCUUGCUACUCCAUCUCUUCACUCUCUCUCUGGACCUUAACCUGGCCUGUUCAUCCUUUAGGUAUUGUAUCCUAUAUCUGCUCUAACAUACUUUUCACACUUUCACAGAAUUUCCUAUUUAAUUAUGUAUCUUACUAAACUUUAAGCUUUGGUAAGAUGGGAACUCUAACUUGUUAAUUGUUUUAUUCCUAGUACUUGGCCCGUAAUAGGUACUCUUUUAAAUAUUUGUAUCUCCCCCACCCCCCCAAAUUAUGUGUCUUUUGUUUACUUAGUGUUUCAGUGGAGGAUGAACUUAAAAUAAGAAUUGGGUUUUAAGUGAUUGUAUAAGGUAAAAAUUGUGUGGAAUCAAAAUUUCUUUUCUCUUUUCUCUUUAAGCACGAGAGUCACAGUCAGCAUAGCAAGAUAUUCCAACAAUUGACGGGCAUGCAGAAACUAAGACUGUUAAGAGAACUGUAGCUUAAUUAUUCAUGUUCCCUCCCCCUGCCUCCUCCAUCCUCAAGUUCAUAUACUUUGGUCACUGUUCAUAGAAAAGGAGUGAAAUGACCCAAACACUGGUGAUGGUGCUGUGUUCUUUAGGCUACUGAUGGAAGCAAAAAUUCAUAAAACCUUUCUGGGGGACAGGUAAGCAGUAUAUGUGCAGAGUGAGAAUAUUCCUAGCCUUUAAUCUAGCAAUUUUUUCUUAGCUUUUAUGGAAGAAUCCUUCAUUUAAACAUGUAUAAGUAACAGCAGUCACCUGAGUUUCAUACUGUAGUGAAAAACUAAAAUUCCUAAAUUCCCGAUAACAGCUAAUUGUUUUUUUAAAAUUAUGUAUUUCCAUAAAAUGGAAUAUAAUGUGGUCAUUAAAAUGUUCUGUAUUUAUUGACAACUGGGAAUAUACUGUAUUUUUAUUUUUAAGUUGUUGCUAUUGUUCAGUUGCUAAGUCAUUUCCAAUUCUUUGCAACCCCAUGGACUGCAGGACGCCAGGUUCCUCUGUCCUCCACUCUCUCCCAGAGUUUCCUCAAAUUUAUUACCAUUGUGUGACUGAUGCUAUCUAUCCAUCUCAUCCUCUGCUGCCCCCUUCUUCUUUUGCUUUCAGUCUUUCCCAGCAUCAGGGGGCCAAACUACUGGGGCUUCAGCUUCAGCAACAGUCCUUCCAAUGAAUAUUCAGGGUUGAUUUCCUUUAGGAUUGACUGGUUUGUUCUUGCAGUCCAAGGGACUCUCAAGAGUCUUCUCCAGCACUACAAAACAGCAAUUCUUCGGUGUUCAGCCAACUCUGAGCAGUUAUGGUCUGAGAGUAUAACUCUGAGAGUUAUGAUCCAACUCUCACAUCCAUACAUGGCUACUAGAAAAACUGUAGCUUUGACUAUACGGCAAAGUGAUGUCUCUGCUCUUUAAUACACUUUCUAGGUUUGCCAUAGCUUUCCUUUCAAGGAGCAUUCAAGCAUCUUUUAAUUUCAUGGCUGUGGUCACCAUUCUCAGUGAUUUCGGAGCUGAAGAAAAUAAAAUGUCACUGUUUCCACUUUUUCCCAUUCUGUUUGCCAUGAAGUGAUGGGACUGGAUGCUAUGAUCUUAGUUUUUUUAAUGCUGAGUUUCAAGCCAGCUUUUUCAUUCUCCUUUCACCCUCAUUAAUAGGGUGAAAAGUUUUCACUCUCUGUCGUGAGAGUGGUAUCAUCUGUGUAUAUGAGGUUGUUGCUAUUUCUAACAGUAAUCUUGAUUCCAGCUUGUGAGUCAUCCAGCCUGGCAUUUCACAUGAUGUCCUCUGCAUUUAAGUUGAGUAUAACCAUGUUUUUGUUAAAAUAUAUAUUGUGAAUAUGUGUGUAUAUAUGUGCAUUGAAAAGAAUAUAUUCCAAAAUAUUAUCA
Dama dama (fallow deer) is the source of this 8675-nucleotide messenger RNA. It is a transcript of the gene ZNF891, whose product is annotated as zinc finger protein 891. Gene Ontology annotation, biological process: negative regulation of transcription by RNA polymerase II. Lineage: Eukaryota; Metazoa; Chordata; Mammalia; Artiodactyla; Cervidae. The record is from RefSeq and is a predicted model, not a curated record. The transcript is spliced from 2 exons. Gene Ontology annotation, molecular function: DNA-binding transcription repressor activity, RNA polymerase II-specific. The coding region runs from base 246 to 1883 and encodes 545 amino acids.